Vittaforma corneae ATCC 50505 is the source of this 4425-nucleotide messenger RNA. RefSeq lists its product as uncharacterized. The transcript has a single exon. The record is from RefSeq and is a predicted model, not a curated record. Lineage: Eukaryota; Fungi; Microsporidia; Nosematidae. The coding region runs from base 1 to 4425 and encodes 1474 amino acids. Gene Ontology annotation, biological process: nuclear-transcribed mRNA catabolic process, deadenylation-dependent decay. Gene Ontology annotation, molecular function: molecular adaptor activity. Gene Ontology annotation, cellular component: CCR4-NOT core complex; P-body.
AUGGAUGAAAAAGUUAUCCAAAGCAGUAGUUUAAAGCAAAUCAUCGACCGAAUGUUUCCAGAUAAAAUCAACCCGGACUGUUUGGCACAAGUUCUCCAAUCUCUAAAAAGGCAGAGAAAAGUAUCGUUGAAAGAGAUUGCAGAUCUAAUUCUUUUUAUUGCAGAUACCAGCCAUAGAGAGUGGAGCUUAGAGAUUAUUCUUAAAAGCAUUAAUGAAACAUUCGAAAAUAUCAACUGGAGAGAUGUGUAUGAGAAAUUCUUCGAAAGCGACCUGAAGAUUUGGAAUAAAGAGUAUCUUUAUACACUUGUUGAUUGCUGGGUUUAUAUAAGUGGCAUCAUCACGGUCCCAUACGAAAUAUUUUUUAGAAAAUGGAAAAACAGGGAAGAUCAGAUUGAAUUUUUCAAGAUUCUGUUGGAUUGUGACGAGAAAAGAACGCAAGUAUACUCAAACGUAUUUUUCGAAAGAUUGGUAACAAAAGAUGAUGUGAAAAGUGCAAAAUAUAAGAAGAGCAUUGAGUAUGAAAGCAAUUUCAACUCGGUUGAGCUCUUUAAGUGUCUAAAGGAGAUUGAAGCCGUUGAGAUUGUUAAUGUUGUGCGAGACAAGUCUCCAGAAUACUGUAUUCUAGGUCUUGCAUCAGUCCAGCCGUUUUGUGAAGAUAUACUGGACGAGCUUCUAGUCCAUCUUUCAGAGGGUGUUGCUUCGCAACUUGUAUAUUACAUUCUAUUUUCUCGAUACAGGACCGUUGUUCUAUAUUCAUUUAAAAGAUGCAGUGGGAAAGUUUUAUUAACCAAAAUUUUGGACAUUCUUCUAGAACACAAAAUGCUGCCAGUAAUUGCCGAGGUUCCAGAGCCUGCUGAUCUGUGCUACGACAUUAUCAUUCUGAGCUCACGCAGAGAUCAUCUGAACCUUGAAAUAUGGUUGUCAAACUGCCUUAAAAAGAAUCCUGUGUCAUUUAUUAAGUAUUUGAGCAACAAGCUUUUGAGUACUGUACAGAAAGAGCCCACUGAUGAUGUUGAGGGACCUGAUAAGCGAUUCUUGCUUAAAAGCGAAUCUGACAUGUUUCCUUUUAAUCGACAGACCAUCAACAAUGUCCUUAAGAUUCUCGAGGGCGUUGUGAAGGAUUUGUCAGAUGACUGUCUCAAUGUCAUCAGAGAAAUCAAAUCUAAAAUGACCGAAAUUAAAGGUCUUGAGAAGCCCAACUACUCUGACAAGGCAACCACAUUUAUUUCUGAGGUGAUUAAUUCACAGGUGGAUGUUGAAGACUCUGUUGUCAGGCUUGCCGAGCUGGCCAAGGGUGAUGAGUAUUCAGUGACGUUUGCAAAGAGGAUAUUUAGUCUUUUGAUAGAUAACUACUCAAGUCUAUAUCGUCUGCCCAACUCUGAUAUGCUGGCAAUAUUCUUAGGUGAAUUAAUUCGACGAAAAAUUUUGUUUAAGCCCUUCUUGAAGGUGAUCCUUCAGCUAAUAAAGAACUCCUUGAAAUACCCGGAGAAUGACCGAGAAUACACCUUUGCUUUUAGAAUUCUCGAGAUAUUUUUCAACGACGUGCCCGAAUUUUUUCUUGAGAUUGAAGAUAUUGAAAAUGUUAGGCAUGGGCUAAUUAAAAAAGACCUGGUUGUUGUUGAUGAGGACUCCCAAAGAGAACUAGACUUCGAUGAGCUACUGAAUAUUUUAUUUAACAAGGAGGAAGACAUUUCAGGUGUUGAAAACUUUUUGAGCAAGGAGUUUGAGCAGGCGAUUUCAAAUAUGAAAGUUUCUAACUCUACCAUUCCUAAAAGCCCGAGUCUGUUUGACGAAAAUCUUCUAUCAAAAAAUUUCAAUAUUAGCUACGGUCAGAUAAGCAGAUAUUUGCUGAAAAACCUGAACACUGAUAGAGCCGAGAAUUUCUUGCACAUCAACACCAGCCAUAAGACACAGUUUUUUGCCUUUUUUGUUCAAAAGGGAUUUUCUCUUAUAAGACUACUGUUUACAUAUAAAUUCAAAGACGAGGUCAAGUAUUGUGAACAUCUGGGAGCGUUCCUUGGGAAAAUUCUUAUAAGGAGAGACAUUCCAGUACUGCUUGACAUUUUUGAUUUUAGAAGCUUCCUAUUGAAAAGCAUCGAAUAUCGGCGAAUUUCUGUCUCCAUUUCGUUCAUAGUUAGCUUCCUGAAAGAAGGUAAAUAUAGCCGCAUUUUCGUUCCAUGCAAUCCUUGGCUUAUGAGUAUCAUGAACCUGCUUGCCGAACUGCACUGCUGUACUCUUGCCGAUAUUAGGGUCAAAAUAUACAGUCUGUAUUCACAUUUUGGACUGAAACUCACAUGCAAAUCUACAUUAAGAAUGAGGGAGCAUUUAGUCAAGUAUGUCAUUGAGUUUGAUGGAAUACUAAAGCAGGUCAUUGCAGCAGCACUUGAUUUUAGUGUACGAGAAAUAUGCAAUAGAAUAGUAAAAUCAUGCUUCACGGUUGCAAAGAGCACAGCAGCGUCAUUGUUUAACAAGAUAGGGGGUGAAAAUAGAUUUUUCCUUUUCAGAAACCUAUUGGUAAAUCUCACUCGCUCCUUAAUUCAUAUUUCGGCGCAAGAGCCUUUAAAAGCCUCUAUGUGUGGAAAUAUCACUCAUUUUUUGAAAUUGAGUAUGAAUGAGCUUCCCCUGGAGACAGUCUACAGCAUUGUAUCGCAGAACCUUCUCAUCUGUUGUUUAAUUAUUGAAAAGGCUGGAAUCACGCAUGUAAAUGAGACAGUGUCUUCGUUUUAUAACGAGCUGUUGUUGCAAGAACCCGCACAGAACGAACGCUUGCUCUCCGGACUUGAUCCCAAAAAUUCCCUGCGAAUUCUCUCUGAGUCCUGCUUUGUUGAGAAGGUUAAUAUUCGAUCGGUGGAGAACGUCGAGUAUCAAGAAAUUAGAAGCUUUUUGAUCCAAAUUGGCAAGAAAAUGCCUACAAAGAAGAAGGACUACAUCUCUGAAGAAUGGCAUACUCUUUUGGGUUCUAACAGAUCACACGAGUUCAAAAGAAUAAUAUCCGUUAUUUCUAAUUCUCCUGAUCGAGACGAGAUGUGCUUGAGCCUGUGUAAGUAUCUUGUUGGGCAUGCUCUGAAGACAAAUUGCUCUGAGGAGUACAUUUUUGGAUUCAUUGCUUCUAUUUUUGAAAUUUCUCCAAAAUGUAAACGAGAGGUUGUUGGCUGGUUGAUAUACUCUGAAGACUAUAAGAAAUUUAAUAUCCCGCUGGUCAAGAAGUUUAUUGAAUGUGACUUUGUCUGUCUAGAAGAGCUUGACCAAUCUCUUUCGAAACUUUUAAAGAUAGAAGACCAAAAGUUCCUUGAUUUUGUUGUUGAUCUCUUGGAUACACUUAUUCUUCAGGACAUUAAGCUAUGCACAGUCUAUGACUUCAUUUAUACUAUCGAAUCGCUCAACAAGGUGAACGACAAUCCAAGGAUCUUUGAGUUCUUCAAGAGCAUUGAGUCGGGAAUGAUGAAGUUUCAAGAUGGAGCGAAUGAUUUUAACAUGUUCGAUGAGUUUUUGAAAGACCUUCAUGCUAAUAUACCACCUACACAGUAUCUAUUGCACUUCAGGGAAAAGUACAAAAUGGAAAAGGCCAACUUCAGACUUGCAUUCAAGUCGUGCUGGCACCACUUUGUGCUUUAUUCGGGCUCGUUUCGUUUCUUUAAAGUUGAUGUUCUUGCUGCCUUAGUUCGUGAUGAUUUAUUUAAUAAUUUGAAAGAAAGCCUCAAGUUUCUAGCACAGGCUUAUUCCAAAAGUCACUACUUGUUUUUUCUAUUUUACUGUAGAUUCAUUGUAAAGGUACUUGACUUCAUAGACGAUAAUAUUGAUAACCGUAUUAUGGUCUGGAAGAUUUUAGAGCUUCUUGCACCAUCCAAUAUUCCAGGAUUUGUAGCACAGUUUAUCGAAAUUUUAAACCACAACUUCAUUGCAAAGUAUUUUGAGAGAAAUGAGGCAUUUUGGAUUGCAAAGGAGCUUAUUGAGGCUGUCAAGUGGAAUGAAAGUCUUGAGCCCUUGGUUUCUGAUUUUGUGACUAAGAAUUUUGCGCAUCUCAAGAGAUUUAGCAUAUACUUGAGCUUUUUGUGUCCGCAAAUGUGUGUAAAUCUCAAAAAUAUAUUUAACCAGUCGAGACCUAAGGUAAUCGAAAAGGGAGCCAACUCGUUCUUCAACACGAUUUAUCUUCUUACGAAGCAGACAAGGCCCUUUUCCAAGUACUGUGAUCUGGUUGAUCACCUUUGUGACAAUCCAGUCACCAACACACUUGCUAUUGAAAGUAUAAAGAGCAUGAUUGAUAGAAAGAUUAGUCUAAGAGAAGUAGUGCUUCUUUUGAUGAUUAGGUUUUUUGGAAAGAAUGUUCCACUAGGUGUGAGGUCUGCCUGCGAGGAGAUAUUUAAAAGAAAUGAUGUAAGGGAGAUUGUGUGUGAAUAUGAAAAUAAGUUUUUUAAUAAAAUAUGA